UGUUUAUCUGCACGGCUGCACACCUUCGGUCCUGCUCUGGUUGGAUUGUAGAAAAUCGUGGGGUCUGAGGGUGCGUGCUGCUGCGGGAGGACCGAGCGGGUCUGUUUUAUUUGGGUGCUAUACCACUGACUGGCUUUGAGCUGUUUUAGACUACAAGUCCCAGCAUGCAUUGCCAUAGGUGGGCAUCUUGGGGCUAGUAGUUCACCUGGGAAUAUAUAGGUUGAUAGUGACAAUUUUGUUUUCAUUUUUACGCUUUGUGAUAAUCUUUGAGAAAGUAACCCUUUAAAUGCCAGUCUACCCUGCAGUGCAGACAGUUGCCCAAGGGUAUUUAGCUUAAAAUGAACUUUCCUGCUAGAGAUCAAGCCGUUUAUCAGCCCCCUAGGAAAAAGUGUAAAUCGCAGUCGAGAACGAAGCGAUGAUCAAGAUGAAAAAGCAAAUGGCAGAAAAGAUCCUGAAUCAUGCCCUAGGAAUCAUCUACCUGCUGACUGGGGAGGAAUAUGUCAUAGUGAAGAAGAAUUCCCCCCACCGUACGACGCACCUUCUUACUGGAGAGAUACCAGUAAAAUGUGGCGACAUCUCAAUCUACUUUUCCAUGGAAGAAUGGGACUAUAUAGAAGAACAUAAGGACCAUUAUCAGAAUAUGGUUCUGGAAGAGGGGAUCUCGGUGGACAGGUGCUCAGGUCCACACAAGAACAGCUUCAAUGUUGUUUUUCUUGGAGAAGAGGAAUUAAGUGAGAAAAACGCAGGAGAUGUGAAUUUCUGCAAAGAGACCAAAGCAGAUAAAUCGGUGAACAGGAGCCUGGUAGAAGACUCCUACAAAGGUUCACGAGGUGCUACUGUAGAAGAUGAUACCAGCAGAUCUCAAGGAGGAAACUACUCGAUUGCGUCAUCAGUGUGUGACAUGGGAAGCCACACAUCUUCCUGUCCCCGGUGGGAACGUGAGAAAUGGAAAGUAGAUGACAAUAUUAUCAGAAAGGAUGCAUCUAAGAAAAAGACACCAACCCAAGACAAAAAGAAUAAGGGUUCUGUCAGCGGGGCACCAAAAGAUGUAACACUCAAUGGUGCGAAAAUCCCAAGGAUGGCCCAUUUGAGUGAGCAUUGUGGACAGUGUUUGGUGGACAGGUCUCACCUUGUGAGACACAAGAGAAGACUUCCAAUGGGGCAGGAGUUUUUUAGUUGCAAACCAUGUGGAAAACACUUUGCUCAUAAAUCUCAUCUUAUUGCACACCAGAGGUCACACAAUGGCGAGACCUGCUACUGGUGUGGGGACUGUGGCAUCUUCUACACCUACAAGUCUCAGCUUAUUGCUCACCUGAGGACUCACUGUGAAGAUCAGUUCUAUCGGUGUGAUGUGUGUGACCAAAAAUUUGACUUUAGGUGUCUUCUUCUGGUGCAUCAGCAAAUUCAUACUGGACAAAAGCCCUAUCGAUGCUUCAGAUGUGGGGAGCGGUUUACGUACAAGUCAAGUCUUGUCGUUCAUGAAAGGACGCAUACAGCAGAAAAGCCUCACGGAUGCAAGGACUGUGGUGAACACUUCUCUGAUGGAUACAGUCUUAUCGCACAUCGGAAGGUGCAUGGGGUGGAGGCACCACACAAAUGUUCUGACUGCGGAAAGCAGUUUGAAUACAAGGCUACUCUUACUGUCCACCAGAGGACACACAGACUGGUCAGACAACAGAAACAUCCAGUGGAACCCAAGUCUGGCCCGCCAUAGAAAAGGCCUAACUAGUCAUAAAUUGUGACCUUCACGAGAUCUACUCAGGAGAUAUGCCAUAUCUUGAACUUCUAUGCAAUGUAGCCUCCAGACUGUUAAACAUAAUACAUGGACAUUUCCAUUGUAAGCAAGUGAAUUAAAGUAUGAGACCACGUA
Messenger RNA from Bufo gargarizans (Asiatic toad), 1870 nucleotides. Its product is annotated as zinc finger protein 34-like. The transcript is spliced from 6 exons. NCBI's taxonomy places the organism in Eukaryota, Metazoa, Chordata, Amphibia, Anura, Bufonidae. The record is from RefSeq and is a predicted model, not a curated record. The coding region runs from base 416 to 1714 and encodes 432 amino acids.